Molecule: messenger RNA, 706 nt
Organism: Vicia villosa (hairy vetch)
Lineage: Eukaryota; Viridiplantae; Streptophyta; Magnoliopsida; Fabales; Fabaceae
Product: monothiol glutaredoxin-S11-like
Exons: 1
Coding region: 233-538 (101 amino acids)
Cellular component (GO): cytoplasm; nucleus
Source: RefSeq, a predicted model, not a curated record
CAUUUCAAAAUAACCUCAACAACCUUCAUAUAUAACUUUUUACCUCUCUUACUUAAACUUGCAAACUCUAUACAACCAUCAGGUCGAAUUCAAUUUUGAUAUUCGAUCUGAUGGUUUGGGCGUUCUAAAUAAAUCUAAGGUAAUAAUCCAAUUAGUUACCUCAAACAUAUAUUAUUACUAAUAUCCUUCUGUGAGUAUAUAUUUUCAGAAGAACAAGAACUUCGCCAUCGAGAUGGAUAAAGUGAUGAGGUUGGCAUCUGAGAAAGGUGUGGUGAUUUUCACAAAAAGCUCUUGUUGUCUAUGCUAUGCAGUUAACAUUUUGUUUAAAGAACUUGGGAUUAGGCCUAUGGUUUAUGAAAUAGAUCAGGAUCCUGAAGGAAGGGAAAUGGAGAAAGCUUUGAUGAGGUUAGGUUGCACUGCACCUGUUCCUGCUGUGUUCAUUGGAGGGAAACUGAGAGGUUCCACUAAUGAAAUCAUGUCACUUCACCUAAGUGGUUCACUCACUCAGAUGCUGAAACCAUAUCAGUCUUGUUCUUGAAUCAUGAUACUAUUGUUGCUGGAAGAAUAAACUGGCUUGUUAGUUAGAGUAUGGAUAGUCUCUAUGUAGUGUUUUAGCAUGAAAGAGUGCUUUCUAGCAUUUUAUUAACUAUAAUGUAAUGUAAUCACAUAAAUAUUUUUAAUCAAGUUUGAUUUGUGUAUUUUUGUA